Ceraceosorus bombacis is the source of this 2575-nucleotide messenger RNA. Lineage: Eukaryota; Fungi; Basidiomycota; Exobasidiomycetes; Ceraceosorales; Ceraceosoraceae. The record is from the annotation of a GenBank genome assembly.
AUGGCGUAUGCCAGAGCAAAAGGGUUGCCGGAUCAGGAUCGAGGUUGGGAAGAGGUGCAGGUGCGUCAGCGUCGCGGCGGGAUGGAAGAGGUUGGCAGCUAGUUGAUGGAUCGCGUUCCCCACCCGCAGGCCAAGACGUUUUGCAAAUGGUUGAAUCUCAAAUUGGAGGCGAGGGAUAUCCCUCCUAUGACUUCGUUGGCGACGGACCUUUGCAACGGAGUCAGGCUGGUAGAGUUGAUGGAGAUCAUGGGCGAUUGUUCGUUGGGCAGGUACUACAGAACACCCCGGAUGAGGGUGCAGAUGGCCGAAAAUGUCAAUUUGGCAUUGGACUUUAUCAGGGCGAGAGGAGUGGUGCUCACCAAUGUCGGAGCUGAAGGUGAGUGGCGCAAAAGUCAGCAGCAAGACACGAGGCUCACGUUGGCGCCCCUGUAUAGAUAUCAUCGACGGCAAUCUCAAGCUGAUUUUGGGCAUGAUAUGGACGCUGAUUCUACGCUUCACCAUCGCCGACAUUAGCGCCGAGGGUCUGUCUGCGAGAGAGGGUCUGCUGCUGUGGUGUCAGCGCAAGACCGCGCCAUACGACGACGUCGACGUCAAAGACUUUACGUAUUCUUGGCAGUCCGGCAGAGCUCUUUGUGCGCUCAUACAUCGACAUCGGCCAGAUUUGCUUUCCUACGCCGACCUGCCAGGCUCUUCGCACGAAUGUACCAGGAUAGCAUUCGACAUUGCCGCCAAGCACCUCGGCAUUCCUCAAUUGCUCGACGUGGAAGAUUUGUGCGACGCAAAGAAACCAGACGAGAGGAGCGUCAUGACGUAUGUCGCACAGUACUUUCACGCUUUCAGCUCGAUGGAACAGGCAGAAGUGGUCAGCAGGAGGGUGGCCACGUUUGCAGACGUCAUGCAGAGCGCUUGGAUCAUGCAGCAGGACUACGAACGGAGGGCUCGAGAGGUGAGUGGUGGGGUGGGGAGAAGCGUGACACGACGCGCGAGCAGGGAACUGAACAGCGAGCUCACACGCACACGCACACGCACACGCACACGCACACGCACACGCACACGCACACGCACACGCACACGCACACGCACACAGCUACUGGCUGCCAUGUCUGCAGAGGAGGAGACGUGGAACAGGGCGACUUUUGCAGGCAGCUACGCGGAUGCUCGGUUGCAGUUGAGCGCCUUUAACGCCUACAAGGCGGGCACGAAGCGCGUUUGGGUUCGCGAGAGGACGGACCUCGCGGCGCUCUUGGGCAACAUUCAGACCAAGCUGAGGACGUACCAUCUACGGCCCUGGUCGCCCAGCGAGAGUCUGCACACUGCCGAAAUCGACCUCUCAUGGACGCAAUUAGCGACUUUCGAAGCAGCGCGAUCUCGGCGCAUCAAUGCCGAGAUACGUCGAGCCAAGGAAGCGCUGAGGAUCAGGUUUGCGGAGCAGGCCAACGGUAUCGAGGCGGCGCUGAGAGACAUUGCAGCGGGCGUGGCGCGACUUUCUGGCGAAUUGGAAGAUCAAAAAGCCAAGGUGCGCGCUCUGCACGAAGGUUUGGGGCCUUUCGAGGAGAGGCUGCGCGCGCUGGCAGAGACGGAAAGGGAGUGCCAAGAGGCGAAUGUGGAGGAGAAUGACCAUACGGUCUUUUCGAGAGAUGAUCUCGUCUUUGAGCUGGAGCUCGUGGCCACCAGCGUCACCAAGAAGCUCGCCUUUAUCGAGAAUCAAGUGAGUCUCGUUCGAAUGCGGUGUUGCACGGCACGACUGCUGAUCGACCACGCUGCCGCAGAUCGUCUCGAGGCAGCAUACGAAUCUCACCCCUGCCCAGCUGGAGGAGUUCGAAUCCACUUUUAGAUAUUUUGACAAGGAUGCGACGAACACGCUAGCUAUUCCGGAAUUGGGCGCUGCACUCGCAUCUCUAGGCAUCAUCUACACCGUGAGCCAACGUCCGAGUCACCGCUUGACUUGCGAGCGACUUGCGCCGCUCACGCUUUUGCUCUUGCAGGACGAAGAUGUUGAGACGAUCCACCAGCAGCUCACUGUAGAUUAUGGUGCAGUCGACUACGUGAGUGGUGGCAGUGCAUCAGAGCAACACGCACGCGUGCUCAUCUCAAGGCUCCCGCCACAGUCUGCUUUCUUGACCUUUUUGGUGAGCUGCGGUCGGACCGAAAAAAAAGAUGCAUUAGCAUGCUCACCCGAUCAUAUUCCUGCAGCGCGAGAUCACAGAAGACACGACUUCACCAGAUCAGCUCCUCGAAGCGUUUCAGGGUCUGGCAUCGGACAAGGUGAGUCCCGAGCGACGCGUGGCCUUGAGCAUGCACUCACACCUCCCCACUCUGGCGUCAGCCCUACACGACAGAGUUGGACCUCCGACAAGCGCUUCUUCCUCAGGGCGCCAUCGACUAUCUCAAAGCGUCCAUGCCACGAGUCGACGUGCCGGAUGUGCAAGGCGAAGCGUACGAUUACGAAGCUUACUUGUCGCAGGUGAGUGACACUGCGGUGCGCGUCGUGUCGAAGCCAAGCUAAUGGCCUUGCGCUCUUGCUGGCGCGCAGCUCUUUGGCGCUGGAGACUUGUCCGCCGUCAGCGGCAAUUGA